Molecule: messenger RNA, 1425 nt
Organism: Fundulus heteroclitus (mummichog)
Lineage: Eukaryota; Metazoa; Chordata; Actinopteri; Cyprinodontiformes; Fundulidae
Gene: mettl2a
Product: methyltransferase like 2A
Exons: 9
Coding region: 33-1106 (357 amino acids)
Molecular function (GO): tRNA (cytidine-N3)-methyltransferase activity
Source: RefSeq, a predicted model, not a curated record
UGCGUCACACUCCCUUCUGUGUCAGAUUCAUCAUGGCGGCGCCCCGCACCGUGGACGGUGUGGAGGCUGAAAACACUGAAGCCGGCUUGACACAGUCAAAUUCUUCCUCUGGGGACCCAAAAAGACCUCAGUUCGGGACACGCUUCCUUACAGACCCGCGGCAGGUCUUCCAGCACAACGCAUGGGACAAUGUGGAGUGGACUGACGAACAGGAAGAAGCUGCAAAGAAGAAAGUGUUGGAAAACAAUCAGCCCCUGCCUCCGGAGAAACAGGAGGAAUACGAAAGCCGGGCGAAUGAAUACUGGAACGAGUUUUACACGAUACACGAGAAUCGUUUCUUCAAAGACCGUCACUGGCUCUUCACAGAGUUUCCAGAGCUGGCCCCACAGUGCAACCCGAACCACGAACCUCAUCCAGACGUCUCGGGCACGGACAGCACCCAGCAGGAUGGAUUUGAUCUAAAACAAUGCAGGGAUUCUGCAGCUUUGUCUGGCGACAACUGUGACUUUCCGGGCUCCUCUGCCACAUAUCGCAUCCUGGAGGUUGGUUGUGGUGUGGGGAACACCGUUUUUCCAAUACUCAAGACCAACAAUGAUCCUGGGCUUUUUGUGUACUGCUGUGAUUUCUCCAGCACUGCUGUGGAAUUAGUGAAGACUAAUCCAGAGUACGAUUCGAACCGCUGCCUUGCCUUUGUUCGCGACUUGAGCGAUGUUGAAGCCGGUUUCCCUAUGCCUGAUGGAACGCUUGACGUUAUAGUGAUGAUCUUUGUGCUAUCAGCUCUGCAUCCCGACAAGAUGCAGGCUUCCAUCAGUAGAUUAGCACGUCUGCUGAAACCAGGUGGCGUGAUGCUGCUCAGGGACUACGGACGCUACGAUAUGGCACAACUGCGCUUCAAGAAAGGGAGAUGUCUGUCUGAAAACUUUUACGUCAGAGGCGAUGGAACACGAGUGUAUUUCUUCACCCAGGAAGAGCUUCAUGAGCUGUUCGCCGAGGCUGGGCUUGAAAAAGUGCAGAACCUUGUGGACAGGCGGCUCCAGGUGAACAGGGGCAAACAGCUCACCAUGUACAGGGUCUGGAUCCAGUGCAAGUACCGCAAGGCUUCCUGAGAAACAAGGCGAGACGCGAGGAAAAAUCCCACCGAAACUGACAAAGAUUGAGGGUUUUUCCACAAGACCUCUGGAACAAUGGGAAUUUUUUUUUUUUUUUUUUUUUUUUUUACUCUCUGCCAUAAUGCUGCUAGACCUUUUUGAUUUGCACAUUCAUUUGGAGGAAGAGUUUUGGUCCCCAUAUUGAUGACUUUUCUGCUGAUGAGUUGUGUAAUCUGCAAAAGGGAUGGCUAAGCCCUGUAUAAAUGCGUCUUCUUCUGGAAGAUAUUGGUUUUAUUCCACCACUUUUUUCUAAAUAAAUUACAUCUUUCUUUUUGUA